AUGGUUCUAAUAGGUGCGUCGAUAAUUACAAAAAGUGGAAAACCUUUGUUGGCGCGGGUUUUUAUUUCGGACAUGACAAAAGCCCGUCUGGAAGGACUUCUUGACGCAUUUCCGAAACUCAUUGCGUCAGAUAAAUUUUACACUUCUUUAUCAGCUCAACGGCAGCAUACAUUUGUGGAAACGGAUAGUGUACGGUACGUGUUCCAUCCUUUGGAUAAUAUUUAUAUGGUUUUAAUAACCACGAAGGCUUCAAACAUUCUAGAGGAUCUAGAGACGCUACGACUUUUCUCAAGAGUUAUUCCUGAAUACUGUCGAUCAAACGAUGAAAAGGAAAUCCAAGCAAGUUUGUUUGAGCUUAUUUUUGCAUUUGAUGAAAUUGUUGCUCUUGGAUACCGUGAGAAUGUAAAUUUGGCCCAAAUUCGAACUUUUACUGAUAUGGAUUCUCACGAAGAACGCGUGUUCAAUCAGAUCAAGAUAGCGCAAGAAAGAGCAGCUACUGAAAUGAUGCAUCAGAAAGCUAAUGAGCUGAAAAAGCAAAAGGCAGAACAAAGAAAGAAUGCCCGAGGUCUUCCAGUGGGUAGCAUCAGCGCAACCGGGUUUGGCUCUGCCUCCUUGCCACCAACUGCCACCGUUGUCGAAGAAACUCCAAGUUAUACAGCAUCAAAACCGAUUGCUCCGUCUCCAGCUCGCUCUGGUGGGAAGGCCUUGAGACUAGGGAAAGCAAAGGAUGAUGAUCAGUUUUUCAUGCAGUUAAAGAGUGAAGGUCAAAUAGUAGAACCGAUUGAACGUUCAUCUGGAAAUGUGGAAGCUGUGGAUCGUUCAGCAGCUGUGAACCCUGCUGUCCCAGUUCUUCCGGUUCAUGUUAAGGCAGAAGAAAAAAUAUCAGCAGUUAUUUCUCGUGAUGGCGGCUUAGAAAGUUGUGAAGUGUUAGGUAAUGUUGCUCUUUCAAUUGCCGAAAAGCAGUUCUCAACAGUCAUGGUACAAAUGGCUAACAAUGAUAAGCGUGGCGCGCAGCUUCAAGUUCAUCCUAAUCUGGAUAAGAAAGAAUGGCAACAAAAACAGUUACUGAAAUUGAAGUCUGCCCAGAAGCCAUUCCCAGUGAACCAAGAUGUUGGCGUUCUGAAGUGGAGGCUCUUGGUCAGCAACGAAGAAGAUUUGCCAAUUACGUGUGAGGUGAAUUGCUGGCCGAAUGAAAAUCCAGAUGGUUGUGUUGUUAACAUAGAAUAUACAUUGCAAGCAGAGGAUAUGACUUUAAAUAAUGUGACGAUAGUCAUACCACUGCCGCCUGCUACGAUUCCUGUAGUUUCGGAAUGCGAAGGGUCUUAUGAAUAUGUGAAGUCAAAGUCUCAAUUAGUUUGGAGUCUUGCUGUUAUUGACGAGUCAAAUAAGACGGGUACUUUAGAGUUUAGCACUCCCAACGGACAGUCUGACCAUUUCUUCCCAGUGAAUUUAAGAUUUACGAGUCCAGACUUGUACUGCAAUAUUGCGGUUGAGUCCGUAGAACUCAUGGAUUCACAAGAAACUGUUCAGUAUUCUACAGAAACUAGGCUAAUUACCGACAAAUUUGAAGUUGUUUAA
Messenger RNA from Enterobius vermicularis (human pinworm), 1578 nucleotides. Lineage: Eukaryota; Metazoa; Nematoda; Chromadorea; Rhabditida; Oxyuridae. The record is from the annotation of a GenBank genome assembly.